This is a messenger RNA of Scatophagus argus, 1431 nucleotides long. RefSeq names its product GLI pathogenesis-related 1a (gene glipr1a). The coding region runs from base 73 to 879 and encodes 268 amino acids. Lineage: Eukaryota; Metazoa; Chordata; Actinopteri; Scatophagidae. Gene Ontology annotation, cellular component: extracellular region. The record is from RefSeq and is a predicted model, not a curated record. The transcript has 6 exons.
GACAGAUGAAAGUGCAUUUCACAAACCACAGCUUCUGCGCCUUCAUUUGUGCCGUUUUUGAUCCCGAAAAGCAUGGGCAGCGCGGCCGAGGUGUUGCUGUGGGCCUGGAUAAUCCUGGACUCGGGGUUGCGUUCAGCCUCUCUGCCAGAAAUCACUGACGAGAAGUUCAUUGAUGAGUGCGUGCGCGAACACAACAGGGCACGGUCAUCCGUCAGGCCAGCCGCAAGUGACAUGCUGCACAUGACAUGGGAUGAGGGCUUGGCCGUUACUGCAAGAGCAUGGGCAAGAAACUGUGUGUUUGAACACAACACGUACCUCAAAGAAGUCCGCCGUGUGCAUCCUACCUUCUCCUCUGUGGGAGAAAACAUAUGGACCGGCUACCCACCAGCAUAUUUUGAUGUGACACGUGCCAUAAAAAAGUGGGUGGAUGAGAAAGAAGCCUAUAACUACAAGGACAAUACAUGUACAGCAGUGUGCGGACACUACACGCAGGUUGUGUGGGCACAAAGCUACAAGGUCGGUUGUGCUGUCGAGCUGUGUCCGAAUGGCGUCAAAAAGACUAGCUUUGCUGCUGAAAAGGGGGUAAUCUUUGUCUGCAACUAUGCUCCAGGUGGUAACGUGAAUGGAAUGAGACCAUAUAAAGCUGAAGGGGUAGCCUGCUCUGGAUGUGAAGGCACCUGUGUGGACAAACUCUGCCGUAGCCAAGAGCGAGAUUCACGGGAAAAGUACGACUGGACCCCUGACUGGGACCUUACUGUGACCACCACAGACUACGAGUAUACAUCUAUUAUGGUCGUCCGGCCCAUUGCGCUCAUCAUCACCUUCAUCUCAGCAUAUGCCGUCCACCACUUUUACCCCGAUAUCUUUUACUAUGAAUAGACCACCUGUGGGACCGGAGGGACACAGAUAUACUCACACAGUGCUACGAUGAAGAUUAAAGAUGAUAUUUUUUUUGUUUUUUUAAAACACACAGCUUGCCAUUACACAUGAGCUAUCAAGAAGUACAUCCAUUUUAUCCACUAGCUUCUGUGGAGAGACCACUGACAUAUAUAAAGAUGGGCAACGUGUCUCCCACUGUACAAAAGUGAAAGCAAAGUAUCCCAGAUACCAUCGCUUCCAUCUUGUGCUGGUGACAUCAUCUGGAGCCAGAGUCUGUGCAGUAGUGAUCAGGUAGUGGGGCUGCAGUCUGACCCAAUUGCAAGCAGCACUCAGCUGUCAUUCAUUCAUAAUGUUUUACCCCCCUUUUUUUUUUUUACAGCAUCCACUAACUAAAGCCAAAUUUCUCAGAAAAAUGAACACUUGAACAUACAAUAGUGUGAUUAGAACUACCUAAAACGAGUUUUCAGUCUACUUCAUCAAUCCUGAUUACAGCAAAGCAGGCAGUUGUUUUAAAAGCCCUGUUAAAGCCACAAUACAGGACCUGCCCAGCAC